Oncorhynchus kisutch (coho salmon) is the source of this 7594-nucleotide messenger RNA. RefSeq names its product protein mono-ADP-ribosyltransferase PARP8. Gene Ontology annotation, molecular function: NAD+ poly-ADP-ribosyltransferase activity. The record is from RefSeq and is a predicted model, not a curated record. Lineage: Eukaryota; Metazoa; Chordata; Actinopteri; Salmoniformes; Salmonidae. The transcript is spliced from 27 exons. The coding region runs from base 615 to 3569 and encodes 984 amino acids.
UGAAGUCACACUAUGAGUUUACACUUCCUUCCAAUCCGUGACAAUCUGACAAAUCGAUGAGUGGAUGACACGCUCUGACAUCAGCAUAGUUUAUUGUACACCGACGGGAACUGUUGGCGGUUGAUUCCACGGGCAGCAUCUGGCAAAGUUUACUAUUCGAGAUCCUCUGUUUUGUUCAUCUCUAGAUAUAAUAAAACCGCGCAAGCGAUGUUGGUUUCAAUUUAAGACCGGUCGAGCUUUCUAUCCCGUAGCUUUCGAAAUCGCCAUUGCUAGGAAGGUUGAACCGUGCACAGUGAUGAAGAGUGGAGACUGGGGCUUCCGGUGUAAAACAGGCUGUCUUUAUGAAAUCCAUCGAGGUGCGGAACUACUGCCGAUUCCUGCUCCCGCUGCAUAUUAGGCCUAUCAUAAUCUAUUGUUAUCCGAGAUGAUAUCCCGUACGAGUUGAAAGAAUCCGACAAACACCUGGAAUAUAACGAAAUCCGUCUCAACCAGCCUGCUCAGCCAUCCACGCUCCAUUGCAAAUGUCAGUUUCACUGGAAAUACAUCAAGUCAUUUGAUGGGAUCUUAUUUCUCGCUUAUUAAAACAGAGAAGCCAUUCCCGUGGGGUUUAUUUCAUGGGGAUGUGUUCAAGACAAGAGAGAAUACAAAAAGACGUCAACAUCGUAAUUCAAAGGAGCAAGGCAGAGAAAGACUGCCUUUUCUCUGAUUUCAGAUAUACUGACGCCACCUUCACCUUCACUUAUUCCAAAGGCUCCAGAAGGGUGUCCUACUCUGUGCACGUCUCUGACGACUACCCAGACAACACAUACGUGUCAAACUCUGAAAACGAGGAUGAAGUUCUAGUAACCAGAGACCCGAUCCCCGUCAUCUUCCACAGAAUCUCAACAGAGAUUACGAUCAACAAUGACGCCAGCUGCUGCCUGUCCAUCAAGACAAAACUUCAGUUAGACAAAAACCAGUGCCACUAUGCCAUAGAGGAGGACUCUGAGGGGGAUGCUGACUCUGAGGAGUUUUACUAUGGAGGUCAGGUGAACUACGAUGGCGAGCUCCACAAGCACCCCCAGUUGGAGGCAGACCUGGCGGCGGUCCGGGAGAUGUACGGACAUCACGCAGUAUCUCUCAGGGAAUACGGUGCGAUUGAUGACGUGGACAUCGAUCUGCACAUCGACGUCAGUUUCCUAGAUGAGGAAAUAGCCCUGGCGUGGGACGUGAUCCGCAGGGAGCCGGUGAUCGUGCGUCUACACUGCUCUCUGACACAGUACCUGAAUGGACCAGUCCCCACGGUGGACGUGUUCCAGGCAUCGACUAAGGACCGGUUUGGACUGGGACAUCAGUUGAAGAAGAUAAUGCAGACAUUUGUCACCCAGCAGUGGAAACACCAAAGUGAAGAGAAGCUCAACUCCCUUCACAACAAAAACAAGAACAAGAAGAAGGUCAAGUCUCCCCUCCACAUCUUCUCAACCCUCCGCAGAUCUCCCAGCUACCCGCCUCCUGGCUGUGUCAAGAGCAAGAAGAAUCUGAAGCCGGAACAAGAUGGCGUCUCUAAAUCCCACCGUCUCCUCGGCCAGUCCCUGUCUAGCACCGUUAAACAGCAGGUUGAAGCGGAGGUCCCUGGAACUAAGACCACCCACCGUCUCCUCGGCCAGUCCCUGUCUAGCACCGUUAAACAGCAGGUUGAAGCGGAGGUCCCUGGAACUAAGACCACCCACCGUCUCCUCGGCCAGUCCCUGUCUAGCACCGUUAAACAGCAGGUUGAAGCGGAGGUCCCUGGAACUAAGACCACCCACCGUCUCCUCGGCCAGUCCCUGUCUAGCACCGUUAAACAGCAGGUUGAAGCGGAGGUCCCUGGAACUAAGACCACCCACCGUCUCCUCGGCCAGUCCCUGUCUAGCACCGUUAAACAGCAGGUUGAAGCGGAGGUCCCUGGAACUAAGACCACCCACCGUCUCCUCGGCCAGUCCCUGUCUAGCACAGACCCCCGUUUGGACCAUGGAGGAGGGCCCUGUCCCGGACCCCUGUCCCUCAAACCCCGACGCAUCCUGGGCAGGCCCUGCUCGGCUUUGGUCAAACCAGAGGACCUCCGCCCCACUCCCCACAAGCUCCUGCCCCGAUUGUGCUCCGGCGACCCCCGCUGUGAGCACGCUGGUGGGGGAGGAGGUAGUCUUGGAGGAGGUUUGAAGCACCACAGGCUGCUCAGUAGGUCGUGCUCUGGUUCUAUCAGGACGGAGGAAUUAGAUGGACUGAAACACCACCACCACCUCCUCAGCAGGUCCUACUCCAGCAGUACCAAGAUGGGCAAAGCAGCGGACAUCUUCAAGGACUCUGUGUCUCCAUCCGAGGGGAGGCGGCUCUCUCUUACCUCAGGGCUCAUCGGGAUCCUUGCCCCCUCGCUCGCCACGCCCCCGCCGCCAAACAAUGGGGCCAAGUCUAUUCCGAUAAGAGACAGAGGCUUCCUUGUCCAGACCAUGGAAUAUGCUGAGCAGAGAACUCCGGUCCUGAAUGAGUUCUGUGUGGUGUGUGACGAACCACAUGUGUUCCAGAACGGACCCAUGCUCCGACCCACCGUGUGUGAGCGAGAACUGUGUGUGUUUGCCUUUCAAACACUGGGGGUGAUGAACGAGGCAGCCGACGAGAUCGCCACAGGAGCUCAGGUGGUGGACCUGUUGGUGUCCAUGUGUAGGUCUGCUCUAGAGUCUCCCAGGAAAGUGGUCAUCUUUGAGCCAUAUCCCUCCGUGGUGGACCCGUGUGACUCCCAGGCACUGGCCUUCAACCCCCGGAAAAAGGAUUAUGACCGAGUGAUGAGAGCCCUUGACAGCCUUACCUCUAUCAGAGAAAUGUCCCAGAAGAGUAUUGUUUCUCUACAGGCACCUUACCUUGAGGUCAAGAGGCAGAUGGACAAGCAUGAUCCUUUAGCUCACCCCUUACUGACAUGGGUAAUAUCCAGUAACAGGUCACACAUCGUCAAACUUCCAGUUACCAGACAGCUGAAGUUCAUGCACACCCCACACCAGUUCCUUCUACUCAACAGUCCUCCUGCCAAAGAGUCCAACUUCCGAGCUGCCAAAAACCUCUUCGGGAGUACCUUCGCUUUCCAUGGUUCUCACAUAGAGAAUUGGCACUCCAUUUUGAGAAACGGUUUGGUGGUUGCAUCCAACACAAGACUUCAGCUCCAUGGCGCCAUCUAUGGGAGUGGAAUCUAUCUCAGCCCAAUGUCAAGCAUAUCCUUUGGUUACUCAGGGAUGAACAAAAAGCAACAGAAGGUUGCUUCAAAGGACCAAACUGCGACAAACAAGACCAACUUACAUUUGCAGUCAACAAAGAAAGGCCAGCAGCCCCAGUUUUUGCAAAGUCGGAACCUAAAGUGCAUAGCCUUAUGUGAAGUCAUCACGUCCCCUGACCUGCACAAACAUGGAGACAUCUGGGUCGUCCCAAACACCGACCACGUCUGUACACGCUUCUUCUUCGUCUAUGAAGAUGGUCAGGUGGGAGAUACAAGCAUCAACACACAAGACGCUGGCAUCCAUCGAGAGAUCAUACGAGUCAUCGGCAAUCAGACUGCCACGGGAUGAACCUCGCUGGAAUGGAAAUGUCCUCCCUGUAAUUCUGCCGCCUCCUCCCGGCUCAAAGCUGCAUUUUUUGAGCUGCUGAAGCCCGUCGUAACACGUGUGUUUCCGACCAAUGUAGAGAACACAUCAACAACUUAGCAAAAGUUUGAAAUCUUCAAGGAAACCUUGAUGAAAUCAACAACACAUAUUUAUAACCGAAACACAGCAAAACUCUUUCGGGAAGAACACAUUUUGCUAAGUUUAUAAAUACUAUGAGGAAUCCUGUUUUUCUGAAGACACGGUAUGUCUCUGUUUGACUGAUUGGGACGACUUCAUUUUUUAAAAUAUAUAUAUAGAGAACAUUUAAAAACGGUAAAACUCUUUGGUGAAUAUUUUGAGACUUCUUGCUCGUAGAUGUGGGACCUUUUCAGCAAAAAUAACGAUUAUUGUUCCCUUCCUGUCUAGCAAAAAGGUCCCAUCUAUCUGACCUUAUUUACUGUAAAAGAGUUGUAUCUUUUCAAAAUACAAUGUACUUUAUGUAUACUGAAGGUGUUAAUAUGCACUUCAUUUUUCUUAAUGUCAUACAUUUGUUCUAACAACUGAGUCAUAAUCUGAUAAACUAAAAAGCCCCCCCCCACUUGAUUAUUUUAAAAUUAAACAAAAGAAUAGUUGUAUUUUCCGACGGUGGUGUGAUAUGUUGGUUACCAUUCCGUGUCGACUGAGGGACAACAGCAAUACGUUGAGUGGAAUAGACACAUUAGGCCCAGGAUUCUAUCAGGCCUGCAGGGAGUUCUGGGUGUACUAGAUCUGUCUUUCUCAUUGAAAUGCCACUCUAAGAAGUGGUAGAUUGGUUCUCUGUGUGUUAUUUAUAUGCUUCCCGUCCUUAAAUUACGAUUUAGCGUCUUUUACUUUCGGUUUUGUACACCAGGUUGAAACAGCUGAAAAUACAAUAUUUUUGGUUAUUGAAAAUAUAUUUUACAAUAUAUUAUCUACACUAUACUUACUAUGUUUUGUUACAUAAACGGAAAUUAAGCAAACUAUUAGAAAUUUAGCAACUAGGAAAUGACAGAGCGAUUUUCUGCACAGUGUACUGUUAAAGGGAAUUUACCAUUGAGCCGACAUCUGCCGUGUUUACUUAGCAGGCCAUCUCCUCGACCGCGGUAACAUUGCCUUUAAAUGGUGCAUCGCCCAAAAGCGCCGAUUUGGAUUGAAGCGUUGUAUUAAUUUAGGUAGUAGAUCCCUUUCUUUCACAUAUCAUACCAGGAAAUGUAUAUAUUGGUUUCUUCUCCUUUUAUAGGGGGGUCUACUGGUUUACAAUAGCAAAGACUUAGACUCCAGUCAAGAAUAGAUACAUUUGAUAAAUUCACAAGUUCUGCACACUUACCACUCACAACCAGUUUAAAUAGAAUAACACGUAUUUUAAAAGCUAUUCAGUAUUAACACAUGUCAGAUUGAUCUUUAUACUUUGAUUAAAACUAUGGGUAGAUGUGGAUGUAUAAUCGGAGCCCCAAUUAAAUAACAUUUUAAAGCUGUUCCUUUGGGGGGGGGGGGGGGGUCUAUACAUACUAAGCAUUAGUGUUUGCUGCUUGUCUAUAUAUUUCUGUGCUUUUAAAGACCAAUCAGAUCUCAGCUGUGCUUUUUAAAGACCAAUCAGAGCUCAGAUACUAUCCCUUGUGUUCACUGUAAAUUAUAUAUUUAUUAUGAAAUGAUGAUUGUUUAAAGUAGACAUUGAUAUUAGUCAUAUAGGACACCAACCACUCUGAACAUUGAUAUAGGUCAUACUGGACACCAACCAAUCUGAUCAAAAAUUACUGUAAAUCACAGGUCAUAUUUUUUUUAUGCAUUUUUUUUUCAUCACUAAUGAUUUUACAGUUUUAAAUAUAUUUUACGUUAUUGUAACAAAUAUAGGUAAAUAAAUACAUUGACGUAAUUUAGCAGAUGCUCUAAUCCAGAGUGAUUUACAGGAGCAGUUACAAUUCAGUGCCUUGCUCAAGGGCACGUCAACAGAUUAGUCACCCAGUUGGCUCAGGUAAUUCAAACCAGCGACCUUUCGGUUACUGGCCCAACACUCUUAACUGCUAGGCUACCUGCCGCCCCACCGCUAGGCUACCUACUCUUAACCGCUUGGCUAACUGCUCUUAUCCGCUAGGCUACCUACUCUUAACCGCUAGGCUAACUGCUCUUAACCGCUAGGCUUCCUACUCUUAAACGCUAGGCUACCUUCUCUAAACCUUCAGGCUACCUGCUCUUAACCGCUAGGCUACCUGCUGAUUUACCACUAGGCUACCUUCUCUAAACCUUCAGGCUACCUGCUCUUAACCACUAGGCUACCUGCUGAUUUACCACUAGGCUACCUUCUCUUCAAACCUUCAGGCUACCUACUCUUAACCGCUAGGCUACCUGCUCUUAACCUCUAGGCAACCUACCGCCCCACCACUAGGCUACCUGCUCUUAACCGCUAGGCUACCUGCGCUUAACACCUAGGCUACCUGCUCUGAACCAAUAGGCUACCUGCUGUUAACCGCUAGGCUACCUUGUCUUAACUGCUAGGUUACCUGCUCUUAACCACUAGGCUACCGGCUCUUAAAUGCUAGGCUUCUUGCUCUUAACCCCUAGACUACCUGCUCUUAAACGCUAGGUUACCUGCUCUUAACCAUUAGGCUACCUGCUCUUAACCACUAGCCUACCUGCUCUUAAAUGCUAGGCUACCUGCUCUUAAAUGGUAGGCUACUUGCUCUUAACCCCUAGACUACCUGCUCUUAAACUCUAGGCUACCUGCUCUUAACCGCUAGGCUACCUUGUCUGAACCGCUAGACUACCUGCUCUUAAACGCUAGGCUACUUGCUCUUAACCCCUAGACUACCUGCUCUUAACCUCUAGGCUACCUGCUAUUAACCCCUAGGUUACCUGCUCUUAACCAUUAGGCUACCUGCUCUUAACCGCUAGGCAACCUUCUUUUUACUGCUAGGCAACCUGCCACCCCACCGCCAGGCUACCUGCUCUUAACCUCUAGGCUACCUGCUCUUAACCAUUAGGCUACCUGCUCUUAACCAGUAGGCUACCUGCUCUUAACCCCUAGGCUACCUGCCGUCCCACCGCUAGGCUACCUGCUAGGCUUCCUGCUUUUAACCAAUAGGCUACCUGCUCUUAACCGCUAGGCUACCUAUUCUUACCUGCUAGGCUACCUGCUCUUAUCCGCUAGGCCUCCUUCUUUUAACCUCUAGGCUACCUGUUCUUAACUGCUAGCCUACCUCCUGUUAAUCCCUAGGCUACCUAUUCUUAACUGCUAGGCUACCUGCCACCCCAAACAUAGAAGACAGUGAAGGCAAAUGAGCAACAUGUUGUUUUAUCGCAUCAUUCAGUGACCAAAUCACACUAUUUCAUUUGAUUUCAUAUUAAUAUUUUUGCAAUAUCUGUCUUGGAACAGUAAUGUGAUCCUGGUGGAUGUUGAUUUUGUGAUAUUACAUAUGCUAUAUCAUGCUAACAACAGUGUUGAGAACGGAUGUUACAUCUGCUAUAUUUACACUUGAAACACAUUCAUAUACCAAACAUUGUCAAAGAUUUUAAUUUUUUUUUACUUCAGAUUUGUUUUAAAUAUGCAUGUUUUGUUAAUGAAUGAGAAAUGAUGUACUGAAAAGAUAUUUACUAUUUGUGAAUGAUGGGAUUAUAAUUUGAUGUCUAAUCCAUUCAUUAUUAAUUUAAAUUCAUGAUCGCGUUUGUAUUUUAGCUACGGUAACACAGUAUCCUGAAUCUCAUGAAAGAAGGAGGAGCAUAUUGUUGAACUGGAGGCAUAAUCGAGAACACCAAGUGAUGACAGCUCAUGACUGUCAAUUCAGAAGGAACUCAAAAGUUUUACAGAAAUCUACAGUUUCUCCAUUAUGACAGGAAACUUAAAUCAGUUGAAUGGAGACCAAUAAAUAACACAAUAUAAUGGUCGGCAGUAUAUAUUUCCUUUGAUCCACUUUGUGAUUGAGUGUUUCUGUUGAUCUGAAUGUCUUUGUAUUUUCUGCACAAUUAUAGUGAAUAAAAGGUAUUCUAUGAUUAUGCUA